Taeniopygia guttata (zebra finch) is the source of this 2584-nucleotide messenger RNA. RefSeq names its product autophagy related 4C cysteine peptidase (gene ATG4C). Lineage: Eukaryota; Metazoa; Chordata; Aves; Passeriformes; Estrildidae. Gene Ontology annotation, cellular component: cytoplasm. The record is from RefSeq and is a predicted model, not a curated record. Gene Ontology annotation, biological process: C-terminal protein lipidation; mitophagy; protein processing. Gene Ontology annotation, molecular function: protein-phosphatidylethanolamide deconjugating activity; cysteine-type endopeptidase activity.
CCUGCAGCUCGCCGCGCCGCGCCCCUGCCGCGGUGCCCGCCGGGAGUUGUAGUUCGCGCGCCGCUGCGCCGCGGCCGGAGCAGCGCCGGGAGGCCGCGCGCUGCCCGGGCGGCCCCGGGCAUGGCGGAGGCGGCUCCGUGAGGGCGCCUCAGCAAUGACCUCCGGCCGCUGCUCGCCCUCCUCCUCCUUCCGUGUGGCUUUCGCUGAGUGCCGCCGCUCCGGGCUCCUGCAAGCAGCAGAACUGAAAGCCUCACAAGACAGCGAUGGCUUUUUCUCUGGAAUUUGAAUAUGGAGGCCACGGGGACAGAUGAAGUAGAAAAGAUCAAAUCAAAGUUUAUGUCUGCAUGGCACAACAUGAAGUACAGCUGGGUGUUGAAAACAAAAACUUACUUCAGUAGGAACUCUCCAGUUUUUCUGCUGGGAAAAUGUUACCACUUCAAAACUGAGGAAUCUGGGGAGCUCUCUACAGAUGGGUCCAAUUUUGAUAAAAUCAGCACUGAGAUUUCAGGGAACGUCGAGGAGUUCCGCAAAGAUUUCAUUUCUAGGAUCUGGCUGACCUACAGAGAGGAAUUCCCUCAGAUCAAGGGCUCUGCUUUAACCACAGACUGUGGCUGGGGCUGCACGCUCAGGACGGGGCAGAUGCUGCUGGCUCAGGGUCUGAUGCUUCAUUUCCUUGGGAGAGCCUGGGUGUGGCCAGAAGCCCUGGACAUGGAGAGCUGUGACUGGGAGUCCUGGACCAGCAGCACCGUCAGGAAGCUCACGGCCUCCUUGGAGGCGUCGCUGACGGCCGAGAGGGACCCCAAGGUGCUGGCCCGGCCCCCUGCCAGGAGGGACUGGGAUGGCACCGAGAAGAGGAAUGAAGUUUAUCACAGGAAAAUCAUCUCCUGGUUUGGUGACUCCCCUCUGGCAGCCUUUGGGCUGCACCAGCUGAUAGAGUACGGGAAGAAGUCCGGGAAGAUGGCGGGGGAUUGGUACGGGCCCGCCGUGGUCGCACACAUUUUGAGAAAAGCUGUUGAAGAAGCAAGAGACCCUGAGCUGCAAGGAGUAACAGUCUAUGUUGCUCAGGAUUGUACAGUCUACAGCUCGGAUGUCAUUGACAGGCAGUGCUCCUUGGUGGAUUCUGGAAAAGCAGGCACAAAAGCUGUCAUUAUCCUGGUUCCUGUGAGGCUCGGUGGGGAGAGAACAAACACAGACUACCUGGAGUUUGUAAAGGGAAUUUUAAGCCUGGAGUACUGUGUUGGCAUUAUUGGUGGCAAACCCAAGCAAUCCUAUUACUUUGCAGGAUUCCAAGAUGACAGUUUGAUUUACAUGGAUCCUCAUUACUGCCAAUCUUUUGUAGAUGUCAGCAUAAAGGAUUUCCCUCUUGAGUCAUUCCACUGUCCUUCUCCCAAAAAGAUGUCCUUCAAAAAGAUGGAUCCGAGCUGCACAAUAGGAUUUUACUGUAGGACUGUGCAGGACUUUGAGAAGGCUUCUGAAGAAAUCACCAAGAUGCUGAAAUCUUCAUCCAAGGAGAAAUAUCCCCUGUUUACUUUUGUCAAGGGUCAUUCUAGAGACUAUGACUUUGCUUCCAGUCCACUCCAUGAAGAAAAUGACCUUUUCUCCGAGGAUGAAAAGAAAAGACUGAAGAGAUUUAGUACAGAGGAGUUUGUCUUGCUUUAAGGACGUUUUACACAAGAGCAUCGGCAGCUGUCCGGGAGAACACUUGCCUUUUAACUCCAGAAAUUGUACCCGAAUUCUUUCCCCAAAAAGGCAAGCCUGUACUGAAAUUGGUCUAUUUUCAUAAAGAUGAUAAUGUUUUAUAUAUUAAAAGUCUUCAGAUGUCAGUUACUAAUGUAUGUGCUAAUUAUUUGUGCUGACUGCUGGCUGGAGGAGUGUCUGUGCCGUUGUGGUAGUGAAGGGAGAUGCUGGGGUGGUUUUUCCAGGGGUGUGGAGACCUCCACGUUCCCGUCUGCAGCACAGCUGGAGUUGUCCCCUUCCCACAGGAACAAGUCCCAGUUCCCACAGGAACUGCCCCACCAGUUCUGCCACCCUGCCACCAUCCAGAGCAGCUCCUCAGGAGAGGUGAGGUUGAUGGAUCAGGAGCCACUGGCGCUGGCAGUCCUGCAAUAAUUAUAUAGGCUGAAUUGGGAGUUAAGAUACUAUUUAGCAGUAUGACUUUCUAAUGGUUUCUCAUUAAGCUUGCUUUGGAGCCUUAAUAUGAGGAGUGAAGAUAAAGUAUUACCUUUCCCCACAAUUUUUAAAGGUUAUACUAUUAAUAUUAACUGCAACCAAUCAAAGCAGCUGGAGACAAUUAUUAGAAGAGAGCAGUGUUUGUUUCCUGUUUCAGCUACUGUAAUGGUGAGGCUUCUCCUGCCAGAGCAGCUUUUAAAUCAAAGCCAAGGGGGGUGGAUGUGGAAAAUUCUGGGCUGUGAUGAUUUUUUGUUUUGAUACGUGUCGUUGCUGUACAAAUGAUUACUUGGUGGUGUGUGUUCUCAGAUUGCAAACAAAUGUACAGAAAUAGUUUCAUGUUUUAACAAAGUAAAUACAAUAUUUAAAAAACCAUAUUAACGCUGCUUGGGAAAUAAAAGAGGUAUGAAAACAUGAA